Hipposideros armiger (great roundleaf bat) is the source of this 4257-nucleotide messenger RNA. It is a transcript of the gene PLA2G4E, whose product is annotated as phospholipase A2 group IVE. The coding region runs from base 1 to 2508 and encodes 835 amino acids. The record is from RefSeq and is a predicted model, not a curated record. Gene Ontology annotation, biological process: glycerophospholipid catabolic process. The transcript has 19 exons. Gene Ontology annotation, molecular function: calcium ion binding; calcium-dependent phospholipid binding. Gene Ontology annotation, cellular component: cytosol. NCBI's taxonomy places the organism in Eukaryota, Metazoa, Chordata, Mammalia, Chiroptera, Hipposideridae.
AUGCACCUCAUGCUAGGAGAGCUGUUGAGCCAGACAGACUGCUAUGUGAGCCUCUGGCUGCCUACCGCCUCUCGUAAGAAACGGAGGACUAGGACCAUCUCCAACUGCUCAAACCCAGAGUGGAACGAAAGCUUCAACUUCCAGAUCCAGAGCCAAGUGAAGAACGUGCUUGAGUUAAGUGUCUGCGAUGAAGACACAGCGACACCAGAUGACCAUCUCUUGACAGUUCUCUAUGACCUCACUAAGCUCUGCUUCAGAAAGAAAACCCACGUGAAGUUCCCCCUCAACUCACAGGGCAUGGAGCUGGAGGUCGAAUUCCUGCUGGAGGAGAGUCCCUCUCCACCUGAGGCCCUCAUCACCAAUGGCGUGCUGGUGGCUCGACAAGUCUCCUGCCUGGAGGUUCAUGAAGAAUCCAGAAGGCAGAGGAAGAGUGGGAAAAGGAAGGACCUCCUGGUGACAGUGACGGAGUCCUUCGAGAACACACAGCGCCUCUCACAACACCCAGACCCUUGCUGCCCAAACCCUGCCUGCUUCCACUACCCCAAGCAUUUCCAGUCCCAGAUGCAUGUGGAGGCUCCCAAGAGCCGAUGGAGCUGUGGGCUUUGCUGCUGUGGCACGCACAAGAAGCAUGGCCCUAUCUGCCAGCCCCUCGACUGCCUGCCUGAUGGCCAGACAAUGAGCCUGCCUGUGGCAGAGAACUGUGAAUUACACAUGAAGUCUACACCCUGCCCCCAGACACUGGAUGUGCGGCUGGGCUACAACCUAUGCUCGGAAGAGCUGGAGUUCCUGCAGAAGCGGAAGGUGGUGGUGGCUGAGGCGCUGAAGCAGGUAUUGCAGUUGGAGGAGGACCUGCAGAUGGAUGAGGUACCGCUCAUAGCCAUCAUGUCCACUGGUGGUGGCACAAGGUCCAUGACAGCCAUGUAUGGCCACCUGCUGGGGCUACAGAAGCUGAAUCUCCUGAACUGUUCCAGCUACAUCACUGGCCUGUCAGGGUCCACUUGGACCAUGGCUACCUUGUACAGUGACCCUGAGUGGUCCUCCAAAAACCUGGAGCCUGCCAUCCUCGAGGCCCGGAGGCACGCGGUCAAGGACAAGUUACCCACCCUGCACCCGGACCAGCUCUUCAAAUACCGGGAGGAGCUCAGGCAGCGCAGCCAGGAAGGCUACAAGGUCACCUUUACAGACUUCUGGGGCCUGCUGGUCGAGGCCUUUCUGGGGGACGAGACAAAUGAAUGCAAGCUGUCAGAUCAGCGUGCUGCUUUGAGCCAGGGCCAGAACCCCCUGCCCAUCUACCUCACCAUCAAUGUCAAGGAUGAUGUAAGCAACAAGGAUUUCAGAGAGUGGUGCGAGUUUUCCCCCUACGAGGUGGGCAUGCAGAAGUACGGGGCCUUCAUCCCCACCGAGCUCUUUGGCUCCGAAUUCUUCAUGGGGCGUCUGAUGAAGAGGAUCCCAGAGUCGCGGAUAUGCUACUUGCUAGGUUUGUGGAGCAGCAUCUUCUCCAUGAACGUGCUCGACGUCUGGGAUUAUUGCCAAAACUCAGAGGAUUUUUUCUACAGGUGGACGAGGGAGAGAGUGUACAACAUUGAAGAUGAUCCGCUCCUUCCUGAAAUCCCCAAAUGUGAGGCCAAUGUCCUGGACACCGCGGUGGUGACCCCAGCAUCAUGGCUGUCCAAUACUUUCCGCGAAAUCCUCACCUAUCGGUCCUUAGUGUCUGAGUUCCACAACUUUCUCUUGGGGCUGCAGCUGCACACUGACUACCUCCAGAACGGCCAGUUCUCCAUGUGGAAAGACACUGUGCUUGAUGACUUCCCAAACCAGCUGACAGAGUCUGUGAACCACUUGUGUCUAGUGGACACCGCAUUCUUCUUCAACGCCAGCUACCCACCCCUCCUCCGGCCAGAGAGAAAAGCCGACCUCAUCAUCCACCUCAAUUAUUGUGCUGGGUCCCAGACAAAGCCCAUGAAACAAAGUUGUGAGUACUGCGCCUUGCAGAACAUCCCCUUCCCCGAAUAUGACCUGCAAGAGGAGGGGAAUAGUAAUCUCAAGGAAUGCUACCUGAUGGAGAACUCCCAGGAGCCUGAUGCCCCCAUCGUGCUGUUCUUCCCGCUCAUCAACGACACCUUCCAAAAGUACAAGGCCCCAGGUGUGGAGCGAAGCCCUGAGGAGCUGGAGAAGGGCCAGGUUGACAUUUAUGGCCCCAAAACUCCCUAUGCCACCAAGGAGGUGACGUACACGGAGGCCGCCUUCGACAAGAUGGUGGACCUGUGCGAAUACAACAUCCUGAAUAACAAGGACAAGCUCCUUCAUGCCUUGCGAAUGGUAGUGGAGAAGAAGAAACUCCUGAAGAGCCAGUGUCCCCCUGAAGUCCCAGGGAGCUUCACCAAUCCUGUGUCUGCUUCCACUGUUGGGGGCAGGGACCCCAUCAGGGCUGACCAGCCCACAGAGUCGGCUCUGCUCUCUGGCCAGGGAUGCAGGCAAGCUAGUCUGGGCUCUCUUUCAAACAAUUAAAAUUAAAAAAGGUUGAGGGAGACAGAGAGAAAGAGGCACAGGAAAAUAACAAGGCAUGUAUUGGGGUUUCAUAGUCACUGGAAUUUUUUUAAACCUUUCCCUGUAGGGAAAGGGGUCCAAUAGCCACAGGCUCCCACACAUGCCUAAAGCGUGGAGGAAAAGAGCAUGGCCUGAGGAGGAGGCUGGUUCCCCACGAACCUCAGACUCAGAGCUGGAGCUCAGAGCCCUCCCCUCUCUACUCCUCUCUGCCUACUGGCAUGGAGGGCCUCAGGGAAUGCACAGGAGAACCUGAGAAACACUCUGGGUUCUCUGAAAAAACACUUCUUAAAUUUUCAGGUAAUUAUAUUCUUGUGAUUUUUGUAGGCAAUUAUAUUUUUUGGUUUUUAUUUCUAUGAGUCAUGAAUAGGGAGCAUGAUGCUAGAUGAUCUAGAUGUAGCACUAGAGGCAUUCUGGUCUCUUUAACAACAAAGCCAAACAGGUGACGGAGUUUCAGCAGCCCCUCUCCAGCCACUCGGAGCUCCAGGACUGGUGACCCCCAUGAUCCCUACCAGGCAGCCUCGUCUGAGCAUCCAGCUCCAGUGAGAUGCCAGGCAAAGCCCAAGUCUGCAGCUAACACUCAUGGAACAAGGAUCCUAGAUGCAGCUCAGGGAUGUCUGGGCAGGUAAAUGGACUUGGGCAUCAGAUAGGUGAUGCUGCCCAGUGCCACCCACUCCAAGAGGCCGGCGCUUGCUGACAAACCUGCUCUAGGAGCACGCCUCAGUUCUCUGUCACCCUCCCCUCUGUUUUCCAGAUGGGAUUAUUUAUUUCUAAAUGGGAUUUCUCUUAUGUAUUAUGUAAACACCAUGGCCAGCACAUCCAGCUCUUGGCAAGUCACCCUGAGAAAAUGAAACUAGGAAGGAUCUACCCAGAAAGGACUAGGUGAGCUCUGAGGAAGAAGCCUAUCCUUGGAGGUGGUUUCAAGGUGAAUUACUGGGGAAGCCCAAGAACACACAGAAGCCCCAUCAAAGCAUCCAGGUCUCCCGUCAGGCUGGGAAUGUAACUAAAAAAAAAUGUGUAACCUGAGCUACUGAGAUGCCCAGGCCGAUAGACAGUGUGACCAGAAAGGCAUGUGGUCUGUGUAAAACCCAGCAAACCUGGAAGACAUGCCCCUCUUUCUGGGUCACCAUGCUCCAUUAGUAGUCCUUUGGUGGUUAGGAGACAAAUGGGGACAGGUACCAAAAGUUUAGAAAAAUUGGCCUCCAAUUGACACCCUUGCUAUUCCUUGGUGGGGUACUGGUUAGAAACACAAAAUCUCAGGCCCCACGCCAGCCGUAUUGAAUCAGAAUCUGCGUUGUAAGGAGAUUCCCACCUCCUCUCCCUGUGCAUAUUAAAGUUUGCCUAUGCAUAUUAAAGUUUGAGAGGUGUGGAUUUAUGCCAUACUUUCCCAUAAGCCUGGGAAGCAUGAACAAUCAACUCCCCUGAGCCACUGACAAACUGGGUUCCUGGAUGCCCUAAACUGGUCGGUCCCCCCCCCAGACAACACUAACCUGGGACGCCACCUCACCCCCUCCACCAGAGCUGCCAACUGCCUCCACGUUGAUAACUUUUCCUUCCAUCUGCAACAAACGGGCUCUCCUUAAAUGAUCAGAGUGAGCCAUAUAGCAAGACCUGUUUGUUGUGAGGUGAAGGCAGCCCUGCCUUGGAUUCCUCAAAGUACGUAGAGUGAGGUUUCUAAAACCAUUGAAUUAUUCGAGCACGGAAUAAAAUGGC